Phlebotomus argentipes is the source of this 516-nucleotide messenger RNA. Its product is annotated as dynein regulatory complex protein 8. Gene Ontology annotation, molecular function: calcium ion binding. Lineage: Eukaryota; Metazoa; Arthropoda; Insecta; Diptera; Psychodidae. The transcript is spliced from 3 exons. The coding region runs from base 1 to 516 and encodes 171 amino acids. The record is from RefSeq and is a predicted model, not a curated record.
AUGGGAAGAAUAAUCAGUUCACAAGCGCAGAAGGCCAUGGAAGAAGCUGACAUUCCGGUGAACAUCACCAAUGAUCUGGAGAGGAAGAUCGCCGAUGCGUUCCUCAUUUUCGACCACCACGGCAGCAAAGUCGUCGAUGUGAGGGAAAUUGGCACAAUUCUCAGGUUUCUGGGCUGCGUUCCAACGGAGAAUGAAAUCAACGAAAUCAUCUCCGCCACGGAGUUUGAGGACUCCAAUGGCACUGUGCACCUGGCCAAGUUCCUGCCGCACGUCCAUCAGCUGCUGCUGGAGCGCAAAAUGGAGCCGGCGGCGCCCGAGAGGCUCCUGAAGGCCUUCCAGAUCCUCGAUCCGGACGGCAAGGGCUUCAUUCCGCGCGACUUCCUCGCCAAACUGAUGAUGGAGGAGGGCGAGCCCUUCAGCCAGGACGAACUGGACGAGAUGAUGGCCAUCGCCGUGGACGCGCAGACCAGCAAGAUUCCCUAUGAAUUGUACAUUAAUCAAUUGAUGGUGGAAUAG